CGCUGUGGAAAGAUGCGAUCAGCGAGCCGCGGAGGCUUUUCCUUAAUUGCUCAUAUCAGCAAUAGAGGCUAAACAACCCGUAAGCGAGCCUUUGYGGUCUUUUUCUGACUAAGCGAGAAGCUCCGUACACCCACCACGGCGUUCAUCCAAGAAAUGUCUGUGUUUUAAGGCGUCAACGCAGAUUUUACCCGGCGGUUUUGGCUCGAGAGCUCCAGGAUGUCCAAGCGACGUUCUUCAGAGAGGGGAGCUGGAGAGACAUCGGGCAGAGCCAGCAAACUGCAUUGUCCUGGGAUAUCUGGCAGUAACGCCAAGAGAGCUGGCCCAUUUGUCCUUGGACCUCGCCUGGGCAACUCACCGGUGCCGAGCAUAGUUCAGUGUUUGGCCAGAAAAGAUGGCACAGAUGACUUUUAUCAGCUCAAAAUCCUGACACUGGAGGAGCGAGUAGACUCUGCAGGGGAGACCCAGGAGGAGAGACAGGGGAAGAUGCUUCUGCACACAGAAUAUUCUUUGCUUUCUCUGUUGCACAACCAGGAUGGGGUGGUGCACCAUCACGGCCUCUUCCAGGAUCGGGCCUAUGAAAUAGUGGAGGACACGGAGGCCAACAAAGUCCGCAAGAUGAAGAAGCGAAUUUGCCUCGUACUGGACUGCCUGUGUGCCCACGAUUUCAGCGACAAGACAGCCGACCUGAUUAAUCUCCAGCAUUAUGUCAUAAAGGAGAAACGACUGAGUGAACGUGAAGCCAUUAUCAUUUUCUACGAUGUGGUGCGUGUGGUGGAGGCCCUUCAUAAAAAAAACAUUGUGCAUAGAGACCUCAAGCUGGGAAACAUGGUGCUGAACAAACGGACUCACCGCAUCACGAUCACGAACUUCUGCCUGGGAAAGCAUCUGGUGAGUGAGGACGACCUGCUGAAAGACCAGCGAGGGAGUCCUGCCUACAUAAGCCCUGAUGUGUUAAGUGGUCGUCCAUACCGUGGUAAACCUAGCGACAUGUGGGCCCUUGGUGUAGUUCUGUUCACCAUGCUGUAUGGCCAGUUCCCUUUUUAUGACAGCAUACCUCAAGAACUCUUCCGUAAGAUCAAGGCUGCGGAGUACUCCAUUCCAGAAGAUGGACGUGUGUCAGAGAACACAGUGUGCCUCAUUCGAAAGCUGCUCGUACUGGACCCACAGCAGAGGCUAACUGCAGGAGAAGUGCUGGAAUCCCUCAGUGCCAUCAUUGCCUCUUGGCAGUCAGUUUCAUCGAUGAGUGGCCCUUUGCAGGUGGUUCCAGAUAUUGAUGAUCAGCUCAAUCACCCAGAACAUCUGCAAGAGGCCAAGGUGAUUGAAGAGUCUUCACAGUACGAGUUUGAAAACUACAUGCGCCAGCAGCUGCUGCUGGCUGAGGAGAAGAACACUUGCCAUGAAUCCAAGAGCUUUCUCACAAACCGCCAGUUUGGCAGCAUCCCACCUGUUAGGCGUUUGGGCCACGACGCCCAACCUGUCAGUCCACUAGAUGCUGCUAUACUCGCCCAACGUUUUCUUCGGAAAUAGCCUUCAGCCACCCACUCCAGCCUCCCCAGAAAGUAAAGACGCCCGCAGGGAUGAGAGAGGACUCCCGACAGAAAAAGCCCCAAAACUGAGCUUGCACACGUGAGACCCCUGCCUGAGCUUGCUGACAAAGAGACAAAUGUUYGGGUUUUUGGCGAGUUAGGUGAAGCAGAUAGAAGGUGGGCAGGAAAAACACAUCUCCAACGCAGAGCUUCACUCUCCCGGUCUGGAUCGAGCCGGCRACACGUGAAGCCUCGGCUGAAACUCUGACCCAAAGGUUCCUCGCCCUCAGGUCGCCUACAGUCACUGUGCAACAAGCCCAUUAGCACAGUCCCACAUGACUCUGACACGAGGCCCUGCCUUUAGUGUUAAAGAAAUCCUYCUUUGAGAUGUCCCAGUUGUGACACUUCCCCCACCUUAUUCUGGUUCCCCUGAGCAAUACAGGUCCAGAAUCAUGUAGCAACUCUCUUCACAGUGGUUCGGUAUUGCCUCAAGUCGGGUCACUURAUCACAGAUGUCUCACUUAUGUAUACCUCCAUUUCAUCUUCCUUCUCUUGUGUUUUUCUUCCYCUCUACUGUCUUCUUGUGAUGAAUAUGGUCUUUGUCCUGUCCACCACUCUGACUUCAAAUCAAUCUACCUCUUUUGUCUCUCUUCUCUGUUGGUAACCCAUGCUCACUGUCCUGAGACAAGGGAUUGUAACAAAGGAGUCUUGAUGCUACCAGUGACAUAAAGCAUUAACGUUUUCUGUUAGAGUUGAUGUGUUUUGAAACCUUCUCAGUGGUUUCUAAAAAUCUGAAUAAGCUUUGUUUCAUUUACCGGAAUAAGUAGCAUUUUAUCUCUAUAACUGCAUAGAAGAAAAAGAAAAUAUCAAAGCUUAUGUGUACACAUGCUUUGAUAUUUGCUUUGUCCUCCUGCUUCUGCUCAUCCCUGUGGAAAUYUAUUAGCAUCUAGGCAGCUAGUGUGGAGUACCUGGGAGUCACAAUGCCAAGAACUGAAUGAGGCCAAGGCAUAAUGAUGGGAAAUCUUCCUCAGUGCCAGCGUACUACUAUAAUGACAAUACGGCGCUGUCAUGUUUCCAUUGCCAAAAAAAUCUUGUCUUAAAUGUAUUUUUAGCCAAGGAAACUGGUACUCUCUGGCUCAUUUAGAACGAAAAGGCUUCCAGGUAGCUUCCCUGUUUUCUUCUCAACAAAAUCAAUCAUGAGACAAGUGUUUUUCAGUGUGAAGUGAUCAUUCUACGCUUUACUAUAUCUGCAGUAUCCAGGUGUGUAUGUGUGUGUGUGUGCAUGCGCGAGUGUGUUGGGUCAGGCAAAACAAGUGUCUCCUAAGCUGUCGAGCUGUUAACCCUAUGACACUGUGUGACCCUUUAAGCUAUUUUCCUAUUUUCAUUGUGUUUUGUUUGGCCUGCCGCUGUGGCAGACACUGUGAAAACCAGACCAGGCUCUGCUUCAAUGCUUUAAGAUUGGAAAAGAUCACGUAUCUAUUGCCACUCCGAAGCCCUCUGUCAAGCUCAUCUUGUACACGCUUAUCUCACCACGUAGGCUCGUCUGAGACUAACUAGUGGCUGAUAAUGAGUACUGUAAUAUUUUAUAGGUAAAUGAGAAAAAAAUAACUCGCAGAUUUUUAAUUGCAGUUGCUGUGUUUGCUUUUUGAUGAAUUCUGUUUUUACACAAUGAUUCUUUAAACCAUGGCAAAGUUACUACUCGGUGACUGUUAGACAUUUGUACACUGCUUCUUGCCUUUGCAUAUUGAUACCUGCUUUAGGCUUUUUGGACUUCCUCCUAUUUCUAUUCAAACUGAUUGCAUGAACAUAGCCUUUGGAUCUUUUUCAAAUGUCUCUACUUGUUCUUUUUUGUUUUCCUGGGAGUUUUGUGUUGAUUUAUUUAUUCACUUGUGCCGACUUUCCCCUUUUUUUUUCAAACCACUGGUGCUUGUAUCACAGACAUUGAUUGUAAACAGUCAAUUUAUUUUUCUUGUUCUUUUUUUUUUGGUUGAAAGGUUUUCUUAAAUAUUGACUGCUGAUAAUUGUCGUAACUUCUGCCAGUGAACCCGGCUCCACGUCUCCUCGCUCUCUCAGCUUUAAGAAGUAUUUUUCACACAAACCGUGGCUCCACUUAAACCUUCGAAUUCUUUAUCCUGUUCMGACACAUUCAUGAAAGAGUAGCAUUUUGUUGUUGUUGUUGUUUUAGGAUUACUAAAUUGUUUUCUUGCCAUUUUUUUUUGUGGUAAACUUAAGCUACACUAAUUACAAGACUGACUUUUGCAUAGUUCUAUUUUUAAAUAAAUAAAACAUUUUCAUGUUAUCUUGAUUUAUUGGUGGAGGUUUUGGAUUAAAAUUUUCUUCCAUUGCCCCCCCAAUUUUCACUCGAGGCUGCACUCUUUUGGUCAGUAUGUAAAUAAAGUACCAUCAUGACUGUGGCAGUCAAGUUGUAUGUACAGUAGUUCCACCCGGUGACUUACCAACUCUGUUUCAACACAUGCCGAUUAACGUGUACUUUAGGCCACGUUGGCCGUCAACCAUCACACCUGGAGGCUAAAAUAAUACUUAAAGAGAGCCAUUGGCUUUCUCCCAUCUCAAUGUGAAUUCCAUGGGUAUACAGCAGUAUUGUAGUAGUCUAGGUUGUUCAUAAGAAAAGGUUGUUUUCGAGCUCCGUAGCCAGUGCUGAUUUUAAGCGAACGUCUUUGGAAAGUGUCUCGGCACCAUCUUCCAUGAGACAUGAGUACAGAWCAGUAACCUAACGGCUUUCUUCAAUCAGAAAGCUAGCAGGAUGUUCCAUGGUCAUUGUUUGUUUUCCUGAGCUGUAUUGGUAAACAUUGUGGACUGAAAAGCAUGGAAUUAGUAAAUUUUUGCACGAUUUUGAACUCGUAUGUCAGAGCAACUGAAAUCGAAAACAAUUCACCCCAUUAAGUCGAAUCUGCGCCCYCCAACUGGGGAAAAAAAUCCUACAAAUUUAUUAAAUUGUCGGCACAUAUUCGAUUAAUUACUGGUCGUUCCAACUGUAAACCUGGUGCGGGAUGUAAAACGUGUUGCUUAAACCCCAUGGGACAAUGUGUUGUAAGCUGCUUGGUUGGAUACGGGCAUCUGGAUACAGAAAACUGAAUAAUUGUACAGAUAAACACAUUUGUAUAAAAAAAACAUAUUUUUCUACUUCAUCAGAUCUCUACUUGCAUGUCAGCAAUAAACUUUGAUAUGGAAAUGUUG
Messenger RNA from Austrofundulus limnaeus, 4724 nucleotides. RefSeq names its product serine/threonine kinase 40 (gene stk40). The record is from RefSeq and is a predicted model, not a curated record. Gene Ontology annotation, biological process: protein phosphorylation. Gene Ontology annotation, molecular function: protein kinase activity; ATP binding. Bases 217 to 1527 code for a protein of 436 amino acids. NCBI's taxonomy places the organism in Eukaryota, Metazoa, Chordata, Actinopteri, Cyprinodontiformes, Rivulidae. The transcript has 11 exons.